AUGGUUGAAGAAGGGAUAGUUCUUGGUCACAAAAUUUCAGAGAACGGUAUUGAGGUUGAUAAAGCAAAGAUUGAAGUCAUGGUUCAACUUCAACCACCAAAGACAGUUAAGGAUAUAAGAAGCUUUCUUGGUCAUGUUGGGUUCUAUAGAAGGUUCAUCAAGGAUUUUUCAAAGAUAGUUAGGCCAUUAACAAGGUUGCUUUGCAAGGAGACUGAAUUCAACUUUGAUGAAGAUUGCUUGAAGGCUUUCAAGGAGAUCAAAUCUGCCUUGAUUUCAGCUCCAAUAGUCCAGGCCCCAAACUGGGAUCUUUCAUUUGAGAUUAUGUGUGAUGCAUCAGACUUUGCAGUAGGAGCAGUUCUAGGCCAGAAAAAAAGAUAA
Camelina sativa (false flax) is the source of this 378-nucleotide messenger RNA. Lineage: Eukaryota; Viridiplantae; Streptophyta; Magnoliopsida; Brassicales; Brassicaceae. The record is from RefSeq and is a predicted model, not a curated record.